Molecule: messenger RNA, 2844 nt
Organism: Coregonus clupeaformis (lake whitefish)
Lineage: Eukaryota; Metazoa; Chordata; Actinopteri; Salmoniformes; Salmonidae
Product: sialoadhesin
Exons: 12
Coding region: 320-2797 (825 amino acids)
Source: RefSeq, a predicted model, not a curated record
UGAUGAUGAUGACUUUAUUUAAUCCAUUAGGAAAUUAUUUUUGCUUCAUACAUCAUGUCAUCUUAAAUAGAAAGACGUAGACAGACAUGAAACACGUCACACACAUUAAAUACAUAUAGACUUACAGACAGACAGUAAUCACAUAGACAACCAUAUAGCACAAUACAACUCAACACAAUAUGAGCCUGGUUAAUUUUCAGUAAUGAGGCCCUGUACCCCAUUUACAGUUUAUACUUCAAUGUAUCAGUUGUAGUUAUUCACCAGAUAUAGAGUGAGUUGUUGUUUAUGUUUCUAAGACUGCAGGGUGGGAGAUGCAACAAUGGCCUUGAGAACAGCAGGAAGUGUGUUGGUGGUCUUUCUCUGGUCUGUAGCAGUGGUACUGGGUCAGAAUGGCUGGAGUGUGAGCUACACCAAGAAUAAUAUCUGUACCUUGAAGGGGUCAACAGUGGAGCUGUCCUGCUCCUACACAUAUCCCAGAGGUUAUACAGUCACGACAACCAAAUGGUAUAAAUGGAAGAAUUCGAUCUGGACUGAAAUCCAAGAUAAAUAUGAGGAUCGUAUAGAGUACCGUGGGAACAAGGAGAAUGACUGCACCCUGAGAAUCACAGACCUGAGAGAGGAGGAUUCAACAUCAUAUUACUUCUUAUUAUGGACAUAUGGCUCAUAUGUUACUCUCUCUGUCACAGAUCUAAAGGUGACUGUGGGAAUGUGGACAAGAUGGGAGUAUUGGAAGACACUGACCUGCAGCACCACCUGUACUCUGACUGGUAACCCCACCUACAUCUGGUACAAGAACGGACAACAUCUAGAUGAGAGCACCUCCCCCCAGUACAAAGACCCAGUCUCCAGUAACAAUGAAGACAGCUACUCCUGUGCUGUAAAAGGCCAUGAGGAUCUCCGGUCUCCUGCAGUCUGUGUCCAGGGUCAGGACUGCAAAAGAGUGACUUACACCAAGAGGAGAAUCUGUGUCUUGAAGGGGUCAUCAGUGGACAUAUCAUGUACUUAUGGCAGUGGUUAUGAUAACGUCACAUCAUCACUCUGGUUUAGUCCUAAACAGAGUGCUAGGUGGAGUGGUAAGUUGAUCCCUGAGGACAUAACCACAGACCCAGGGUAUGCAGGUCGUGUGGAGUAUGGUGGAGAGAAGGAGAGAGGUCACUCCACCCUGAGAAUCACAGAUCUGAGAGAAGAGGACUCAGCUGAGUACAAGUUCAUAUUCAACACACAUACAUCAAGAUGGGGAUACAGCUUCACUGGAACAACUCUGACUGUCACAGACCUGCAGGUGAAGGUGACUGCUGCCACAGAGGCAGGAAGGAGGACCCUGACCUGUAUCACCACCUGUACUCUGAGUGACAACCCCAACCCCACCUUCAUCUGGUACAAGAACGGACACUAUGUAAAGGAGGACUCAUCCAGCUUGUACUCAGACAACUUUAGUGAUGAAGACAGUUACUCCUGUGCUGUAAAAGGCCAUGAGGAUCUCCACUCUCCUGCACUGUGUAAGGAGUGUUGGGGUGUGACUUACACCCAUCAGAGGAUCUGUGCCUUGAAGAGGACAACAGUGGACAUAUCCUGCUCUUACACAUAUCCCAGAUAUCAUGAGAUCAAAAAAGCUUUCUGGUUUACUAAAUGGUCUGGUAUGGAUGCUGAAGAUCUGAGCUCAGUGCCAGGGUAUGAGGGUCAUAUAGAGUACCUUGGGGAUAAGAAGAGUGACUGUACCCUGAGAAUCACAGACCUGAGAUUGAGUGACUCUGCUGAGUACAGGUUCGGAUUCAUAACAUCCGGAGGAAAGUUUGCUGGCUCACCUGUCUCCCUGACUGUCACAGAUGUUGUGUUGGAGAUGGAUCCUACAUCUGUGUCAGAGAGGGAGAAUGUCACACUGACAUGUAGAACCAAAUGUACACUGGACCCCAUCACAGCCUACAGUUGGUAUAAGAAUGGACAGCCUAUACCAAACAGCAACACCUCCUCUCCUGUCUAUAGCCUAUUCCCAGUCAGCAGUGAGGAUGCAGGAAGAUACUCCUGUGCUGUGGAAGGCCAUGAGGAUCUCCCCUCUCCUGAAGACACUCUCAAUGUUAGAUAUGGACCAAGGAACACCUCAGUGUCAGUCAGUCCCUCUGGUGAAAUAGUGGAGGGCAGUUCAGUGACUCUGACCUGCAGCAGUGAUGCCAACCCACCUGUGGACAAAUACAUCUGGUACAAGAAGAACGUAACCUCACCAAAAGCAUCAGGACAGACUUACAACAUCCUCAACUUCAGCUAUGAGGACAGAGGAGAAUACUACUGUGAGGCCCAGAAUGGAAGAGGAUCUAUGAACUCUGCAGCUCAGAUGAUCACUGUAGCAGGGAAACAAACCUCAGUUAUGACUCCAGCUGUAGGAAUCACAGUGAUUGUUCUGGUUCUCAUACUGGCUUCAUGUCUCUUUGGCUUCAUGUGGUUAAGGAAGAAAGCAUUCAAAACCACCUCUGACACAAGACACACAGCAGACAUGGGACAGGGAGAAUCUAGUCCAGUGUAUGACGAUGUCUCAGGCAUGGCCAUGACCCCUACUGCAACACAGACAGCAGCCAACGUAGACCAGGAUGUUGUUCACUACACCAGCGUCCACUUCUCUCACUCCAAAAACCAGGAAGUGCCUCUGUACUCCCCUGUCCAACUGCCUCAACCCCAGAAACAGGACGAGGAUGUCCUGUACACUGCUGUGAAAUUCACCAAGUCUGCGGUGGCACAAGCAGCUGAGGAGAACCCCUCUGUUCUCUACAGUACAGUCAAGAAACCCAGAACCAGGAAGACCUGAACACAACAAACCCAGAACCAGGAAGACCUGAACACAACAAACCAAGA